AGAGCCCAGCGCCUGGAGCUUCCUCGCGGGCGUUCUGGCGGCUGCGGCCAGGAUCUUGUGAGUUCAACUCAAGGAAAAGUUGGAACAUCAUGGCAUCUAUCUGGGUUGGAAAUCGGGGGACAAUAAGAGAUUACCCAGGCUUUAGCCCAUCGGUGGAUGCUGAAGCAAUUCGUAAGGCAAUUAGAGGAAUUGGAACUGACGAGAAAACUCUCAUCCAGAUUCUGACUGAGAGGUCGAGUGCACAAAGGCAGCUGAUUGUGAAGGAAUAUCAAGCAGCAUAUGAAAAGGAACUGAAAGAUGAUUUGAAAGGUGAUCUCUCUGGCCACUUUGAGCAUCUCAUGGUGGCCCUCGUGACCCCACCAGCAGUGUUUGAUGCAAAGCAGCUGAAGAAAUCCAUGAAGGGUGCUGGAACAAAUGAAGCUGCAUUGAUUGAAAUCUUAACCACCAGGACAAGCCGGCAGAUGAAAGAGAUUGCUCAAGCCUACUAUACAGUAUAUAAGAAGAGUCUUGGAGAUGAAAUUAGUUCUGAAACAUCUGGUGACUUCCGGAAAGCACUGUUAACGCUGGCAGAUGGCCGGAGAGAUGAAAGUCUAAAAAUAGAUGCACAUCUGGCCAGGAAGGAUGCCCAGAUUCUGUAUAAUGCUGGUGAGAACAAAUGGGGCACAGAUGAAGAUAAAUUCACGGAGAUUCUGUGUUUAAGGAGCUUUCCUCAACUGAAAUUAACAUUUGAUGAAUACAAAAAUAUUAGUCAGAAGGACAUUGAGGACAGCAUAAAAGGAGAAUUAUCUGGGCACUUUGAAGACUUACUGCUGGCCAUAGUUCACUGUGCGAGGAACACGCCUGCCUUUUUUGCUGACAGACUACAUCAAGCUCUGAAGGGUGCUGGAACUGAUGAGUUUACUUUGAACCGAAUAAUGGUUUCCAGAUCAGAAAUUGACCUUUUGGACAUUCGAGCAGAAUUUAAGAAGCAUUAUGGCUAUUCUCUUUCUUCAGCAAUUAAAUCGGAUACUUCCGGAGACUAUGAAGCCACACUCUUAAAGAUCUGCGGAGGCGAUGACUGAGUCAUGAACAUAAUCACCAAGGUUCUUACUCCCAUGAUGGGCUUUUCCAUCAGCUCUGUUUACUUCAAUCUCACAGUACUGGAGAAUGUAAGCAAGUGUAAUGAGUAACCUGUUUUCCUAACAGAAAUGUUCCUUGUUCCAUAACAAAGUAAUAAAAAGUGAUCAUUUGAAAGUAUCCCUUAAUGAUAGUUUAUAAAUGAAAUUCUAAAAUGCUAUCAAGAAUCUGCUAAUACUAUCCAAAUUAUAUUUCUGUUUCAAAAGUGAAAACCAUAUAUAGUUGUGAAACAUUA
Messenger RNA from Condylura cristata (star-nosed mole), 1351 nucleotides. RefSeq names its product annexin A3 (gene ANXA3). Lineage: Eukaryota; Metazoa; Chordata; Mammalia; Eulipotyphla; Talpidae. The coding region runs from base 90 to 1061 and encodes 323 amino acids. Gene Ontology annotation, cellular component: cytoplasm. The record is from RefSeq and is a predicted model, not a curated record. Gene Ontology annotation, molecular function: phospholipase inhibitor activity; calcium-dependent phospholipid binding; calcium ion binding. The transcript is spliced from 13 exons.